CGUCUGACGUCUAAAAGUUCGAAGGUUACAGGUAGCUACGUCGUGGAGGGUUUUGUCAACACAAACGCUUGGGAUAGUAUAGCGAGGUAGCUUUCUUUUUUAUUUGAACAUGUGAAAUAUAAGACUAUUGGGUUUGAUAUAUUUGUAGGUUACGCUCAAAAUAUAUCAUUUACCGUUUGUGUCGUAUUCGACACAUAGCUACGGGCUACGCGACCGAGGAAUCUAGCUAGCGAACGUUAACUCAGCACAGGAGGCCGAGGACCACAACAUCAGAAAGGAACAUGGUCGACGUCGGCGAAAUCGAGCUUCAAAAGCUCGAAUAUCUUUCUCUUGUUUCCAAAGUUUGCACGGAAUUGGACAACCAUUUGGGCAUUAACGACAAGGACCUAGCUGAAUUUGUGAUCAAUCUUGCGGAUAAGCACACAACUUUCGAUGGAUUCAAGGCGGUGUUGUUGAAAAAUGGAGCGGAAUUCACGGACUCGCUCAUUAGCAAUUUGCUGAGGCUAAUUCAGACGAUGAAAUCUGCUACGAAAGGAUCUUCAAGCAAAGCCGCAGAGCCUGUUGUGAAGCCAAAGAGCGAGAAGGACAAACUGAAGGAGAUGUUCCCUGCUUUGUGCCGGCCAGACAACCCUACCGUGAAGACCGUCCUGGACGAGGACGACGUGAAGGUGGCGGCUGACGCCAUGAAGGAGCUGGAGAUGUUCAUGCCCAGCGUGAGCGGGCCCGAUACCAAGAGGAGCCGACACCGGUCUGGGGAGGGCAGCAAGAAGAAGAGGAGCAGAAGCCGCAGUCGGGACCGUGACCGCGACAGGGACCGGGACAGGGACCGCGACCGCCACCACGACCGCGAUCGUGACAGGGACAGAGACAGGAAGCGGCGGCACCGCUCGCGGUCCCGCACCAGGUCUCGCUCCCGGGACCGGGACCGGGGGAAGGCGCGCGUGUCCCGCUGGAGGUCCCGCAGCCGCACCCCCAGCCCGCGGCGGGACAAGGAGAAGGGCGCCGACCGCUGGAAGGACAAACACGUGGACCGCCCGCCCCCCGAGGAGCCCUCCGUGGGGGACAUCUACAACGGCAAGGUCACCAGCAUCAUGCAGUUCGGCUGCUUCGUGCAGCUGGAGGGACUCAGGAAACGCUGGGAGGGCCUGGUCCACAUAUCUGAACUUCGGAGAGAGGGACGUGUGGCCAACGUAGCCGACGUUGUCAGCAAAGGUCAAAGGGUCAAGGUCAAGGUGCUGUCGUUCACGGGCUCCAAAACCAGCCUCAGCAUGAAGGACGUGGACCAGGACACGGGCGAGGACCUGAACCCCAACCGGAGGCGCAACGUGGGCCCCGAGGGCGGGGAGGAGAACGCCAUGCGGAACCCCGACCGGCCCGCCAACCUCAACCUCGGCCACGCCCCCGAAGUGGAGGACGACACGCUGGAGCGCAAGAGGCUCACCAAGAUCUCCGACCCCGAGAAGUGGGAGAUCAAGCAGAUGAUCGCAGCCAACGUGCUCUCUAAAGAGGAGUUCCCAGACUUCGAUGAGGAGACCGGCAUCCUCCCUAAAGUGGACGAUGAGGAAGAUGAGGACCUGGAGAUUGAGCUGGUGGAGGAGGAGCCCCCGUUCCUGAGGGGUCACACUAAGCAGAGCAUGGACAUGAGCCCCGUUAAAAUAGUCAAGAACCCGGACGGGUCGCUGUCGCAGGCGGCCAUGAUGCAGAGCGCCCUGGCCAAGGAGCGGCGGGAGGUGAAGCAGGCCCAGCGCGAGGCCGAGAUGGACUCCAUCCCCAUGGGGCUCAACAAGCACUGGGUGGACCCGCUGCCCGACGUGGAUGGAAGGCAGAUUGCCGCUAACAUGAGGGGCAUUGGCAUGAUGCCCAACGAUAUCCCCGAGUGGAAGAAGCACGCCUUCGGGGGCAACAAGGCCUCCUACGGCAAGAAGACCCAGAUGUCCAUCCUGGAGCAGCGGGAGAGCCUGCCCAUAUACAAGCUGAAGGAGCAGCUCAUCCAGGCUGUCCAUGAUAACCAGAUCCUGAUUGUGAUCGGGGAGACCGGCUCGGGGAAGACCACGCAGAUCACGCAGUACCUGGCUGAGGCGGGCUACACCACCCGCGGGAAGAUCGGCUGCACCCAGCCCCGCCGUGUGGCCGCCAUGUCCGUGGCCAAGAGGGUGUCUGAGGAGUACGGCUGCUGCCUGGGGCAGGAGGUGGGUUACACCAUCCGUUUCGAGGACUGCACCAGCCCGGAGACCGUCAUCAAGUACAUGACGGACGGCAUGCUCCUGCGGGAGUGCCUGAUCGACCCGGACCUGGGCCAGUACGCCAUCAUCAUGCUGGACGAGGCCCACGAGAGGACCAUCCACACCGACGUGCUCUUCGGCCUGCUGAAGAAGACGGUGCAGAAACGCACGGACAUGAAGCUGAUCGUGACCUCGGCCACGCUGGACGCCGUCAAGUUCUCGCAGUACUUCUACGAGGCCCCCAUCUUCACCAUCCCGGGGCGCACGUACCCCGUGGAGGUGCUCUACACCAAGGAGCCCGAGACGGACUACCUGGACGCCAGCCUCAUCACCGUCAUGCAGAUCCACCUGACCGAGCCGCCGGGAGACAUCCUGGUGUUCCUGACGGGGCAGGAGGAGAUCGACACGGCCUGCGAGAUCCUGUACGAGAGGAUGAAGUCCCUGGGCCCCGACGUGCCCGAGCUCAUCAUCCUGCCCGUCUACUCCGCCCUGCCCAGCGAGAUGCAGACCCGCAUCUUCGACCCCGCCCCGCCCGGCAGCAGAAAGGUCGUCAUUGCCACCAACAUCGCGGAGACCUCUUUGACCAUCGAUGGGAUCUACUAUGUGGUGGACCCAGGCUUUGUGAAACAGAAGGUGUACAACUCCAAGACCGGAAUCGACCAGCUCGUGGUCACUCCCAUCUCACAGGCCCAGGCUAAGCAGCGGGCGGGGCGGGCCGGCAGAACCGGACCGGGGAAGUGCUACAGGCUGUACACAGAGCGCGCGUACCGGGACGAGAUGCUCACCACCAACGUGCCGGAGAUCCAGAGGACCAAUCUGGCCAGCACCGUGCUCUCUCUGAAGGCUAUGGGGAUCAAUGACUUGCUGUCGUUCGACUUCAUGGACGCGCCCCCCAUGGAGACGCUGAUCACGGCCAUGGAGCAGCUGUAUACUCUGGGGGCCCUGGACGACGAGGGGCUGCUGACCCGUCUGGGGCGCAGGAUGGCCGAGUUCCCUCUGGAGCCCAUGCUCUGUAAGAUGCUGAUCAUGUCCGUCCACCUGGGCUGCAGCGAGGAGAUGCUGACCAUCGUGUCCAUGCUGUCCGUGCAGAACGUCUUCUACCGGCCCAAGGACAAGCAGGCUCUGGCAGACCAGAAGAAGGCCAAGUUUCACCAGCCAGAGGGAGACCACCUGACACUGCUAGCCGUCUACAACUCCUGGAAGAACAACAAGUUCUCCAACCCCUGGUGCUACGAGAACUUCAUCCAGGCGCGGUCUCUGCGCCGAGCGCAGGACAUCCGCAAGCAGAUGCUGGGCAUCAUGGACCGGCACAAGCUGGACGUGGUGUCGUGUGGGAAGGCCACGGUGCGCGUGCAGAAGGCCAUCUGCAGCGGCUUCUUCCGCAACGCCGCCAAGAAGGACCCGCAGGAGGGCUACCGUACCCUCAUCGACCAGCAGGUGGUGUACAUCCACCCGUCCAGCGCCCUCUUCAACCGCCAGCCUGAGUGGGUGGUGUACCACGAGCUGGUGCUCACCACCAAGGAGUACAUGCGGGAGGUGACCACCAUCGACCCGCGCUGGCUGGUGGAGUUCGCCCCCGCCUUCUUCAAAGUGUCCGACCCCACCCGGCUCAGCAAGCAGAAGAAGCAGCAGCGCUUGGAGCCGCUGUACAACCGCUACGAGGAGCCCAACGCCUGGCGAAUCUCCCGGGCCAUCCGCCGCCCCUUGCCCCAACCCCCCCCCCCCCCACCCCCACCCCCGACCGCCGCCCGCUCCCAGCGGAAGGGGAGUCUUCACCUUUUUUUUUUCUUUAUUUAUUUUUUCAGUUUUCAGGACUGGGCGACUCCGGUGCGCUCAGGAACACACUCCACCGUACGCCAGCCGAGGCAUUUCACCUGGAACCCUGGACUCUCCCUCCUGAGAGAACUAGACAUUUUAUUUUACAUUUUAACCCUUGCAGUCACGAUCGGUUAUCUUGGCCAUGCUGUUCUGCAGGCGGUAUGGCUCUGCGGUUAUAGUGCAGGCAAGAGAGCCCCCUUAGGGGACAUUAGGAGUAGCAGCAGAACUCUGCUGUGCUCGUAAUAGUAACUACGGAAACUGUGAACGUGUGUUCCACACUGAUUACUGCUAGGUGUACGUAUGCUGUCAGCCGUUGCUCCAUCAUUUUGUGCUUUCCUCCAUUUUGUUUCCUUGAACCUAAUUUGGCGCUGGUUUGUACUGCGGACCGUGUGAUGACAGGGCUGGCUGCAAAGGGGUUUGUGGUGGUUGAUGGAGGUAGGAAAUCCACACUGGCUCCUUAAGAUGGAUGUGCAUCACUGGGGGCUGAUUAUUUGAACCCCACCCCCCAUCAACCUUCUCCGUGGUAGUCAGGUUUUGUCUGGACCUAUAAGAGCAGAUUUAGCGUAAUAGAGGUUCAGAAGAUAGCGAUCACAGCUGCCAUUCUGUACGACACGCUCACUGCGUUGUUGAAAGGAGAAGGCUGAUUUGAGCAGAAUGGAGAGAGGGAGAGAAAACCAGAAACCAGUUUGAAAUAGCCUGUAAAAAAGAAAAAGGGAUCAGGGGGGCCGGCAGUGCUAAACUCUCUCAAGGCGCCAUUUUGUGAUGCCGUUGACCCUACCUGAGCAAGCUGUAAAUAAGUUUCGAAAUAAAGAUUUUUUUGUUGUUGUAUUUUUUUUUUUUUUUUUUUUUCUGUUUUUAGCAAGGAGCAUUGCAUCAUUCCCACUUUUUCCCCACAGAAGAAAAAUAUUUGUUUUUUUUUUUUGUCAUUUUGAGGAGGGAGGUUGAUUCCAUGUCACCACCACGGACUGACGAUUUUCCGUUUUCUCAAGGCAAACAAAAAAAAGCUGCUAUACGGCGCCCCCUGCAGGCGCGGUGGACCAGCGUGAGGACGUGACUGAAAGGAGGGGGGCGGCGCGCGAGCCCCUGGCUGCCAGCGGGGUUACCCGCUCUUUCGUACGCGGCGCCGGCUGUUUGGGGAAAGGGCUCGGGGAUCUCUGGGCCCCGCCUCUCAGAGCUUGGCAGAACCCGGAGAGGAUGUUGAAGAGUUCCAGAAGCCCUCUUUAAAACAAACAGAGCCACCAGAGCUCGUGAGUCACCGCUGGCAACCACGUUCCUCCGGACACGGCCAAAAAAAGCCUUUUAUACCCACGUGUGUGUUUUUAGAACUGCGUAUCUGCAGGUUUAUGCUCUGUGUAUAUACGCCUUGGGUCUCGUGUCUAGAACUGUUUUUGCUUUACUGAUGGAACCUUUUGCUGAGCUCAUUAAAAGCGCUUUUCUUUUAA
Messenger RNA from Anguilla anguilla (European eel), 5482 nucleotides. RefSeq names its product DEAH (Asp-Glu-Ala-His) box polypeptide 8 (gene dhx8). Lineage: Eukaryota; Metazoa; Chordata; Actinopteri; Anguilliformes; Anguillidae. Gene Ontology annotation, biological process: spliceosomal complex disassembly; mRNA splicing, via spliceosome. Gene Ontology annotation, cellular component: intracellular anatomical structure; catalytic step 2 spliceosome. The coding region runs from base 282 to 4283 and encodes 1333 amino acids. Gene Ontology annotation, molecular function: ATP binding; RNA binding; RNA helicase activity. The record is from RefSeq and is a predicted model, not a curated record. The transcript is spliced from 23 exons.